Messenger RNA from Xenopus laevis (African clawed frog), 1055 nucleotides. RefSeq names its product prefoldin subunit 6 L homeolog (gene pfdn6.L). NCBI's taxonomy places the organism in Eukaryota, Metazoa, Chordata, Amphibia, Anura, Pipidae. Gene Ontology annotation, biological process: protein folding; chaperone-mediated protein complex assembly. The record is from RefSeq and is marked provisional. Gene Ontology annotation, cellular component: cytoplasm; prefoldin complex. Gene Ontology annotation, molecular function: protein-folding chaperone binding.
GUUUCCUUACCAGCCCAGUGUAUAGUCUGUGACAGGCCCGCUCCCAUCCAGCUGCUUCUAUGUAUAUAUUGCCCACUACACUCGCUGCACUUCUAACAACUAGGAACUAGGCACAUCCCGGAAGACAAAGGCAGACAAAUCACACGCGUUCUCUGUUUCUUUCUGGGAUACAAAGUAAAGAGACAACAUACCCAUUAGCAGAGACACCGUUACAGGAGGCAACAAAGACACUUCCAGCCAGCGAACCUUAACCAACGCCUUUCUCUUUAGGGUGUGUCAUGAUACAGUGUCUAGAUAAAGUUGGCAAGAUUCAAAUCAGGGGAAAAAAAAGCUUUCAACCACGCCGAAUGCCUUCUAUAGCAACAGACUGACCUAUUGGGUAGGGGGGACGUUGGGAGGAAGCUUACCACAAUUGCUUCCGGGUGUAAAGUGGAUUAGUCCGCACGUUGGUCUUGACAGCGACACGAUGGCGGAACAAUUACAAGAGAAGUUACAGUCCGAGAUCUCCAAAUACCAGCAGCUCCAGAAAGAGAUCAGCACUAGUAUGUCAGCCAGGCAAAAGCUUGAGGCUCAGUUGACUGAAAAUAACAUUGUGAAACAGGAGCUGGCUCUCCUGGAUGACAGUAACACUGUAUAUAAACUAAUUGGUCCAGUGCUGGUGAAGCAGGACCUGGAAGAGGCAAAGUCUACUGUGGAUAAAAGGCUGCAGUACAUUAAUGGAGAAAUCAAAAGAUAUGAGACCACACUUAAGGAUAUGGAGCAGCGUUCAGAGCAACAUAGAGGGACCCUUAGCAAGCUUCAACAAGAUUACCAGAGAGCACAAGGAAAGGGGCCAGUGAAGGCCUGAGGGAAUUGAAAACAAUGUAUAAGCCUAAUGUGGCUUUCCGUCUUUCAUUAAUUUUCCAGGACUGUGUAUCCAAAGCUUUGGCAACCAUUGAACUUCCCGGAAUACGUCCUGACAUAUAUAACUGGUGCCCCUUAUUGGACAGAAAAGGCUUUCACUGUGGAAAUACUGUGUUUGAAUUGUGUGGGGUAAUAAAAUGCUUUGACUUGGA